UAGAAAUGAUGGUUGGCGAUAUUUCAACCGGCAAAACGUGAAUUAGUAGCUGGAAAAGCCACUUUCACCGCGUCCCACGCACUGUACAUGAUGUGCCUGUGAUUUUGUAAGCUCCUUCAUACCGGCCAGGAUGGAUCUUGGUAAGGCAAAGCUACUUAGGACGGGGCUCAACACGCUGCACCAGGCCAUCCACCCUGUGCACGGGAUAGCAUGGACGGACGGCAAGCAGGUCUGCCUUACAGCUCUCUACUUCGUCAAUGGCGAGGUGAAGUUUGGGGACACCAACGUCAUCGGGCAGUUUGAGCACGUCUUCGGCCUCUUCUGGGGCCCGCUCUGCUGCUCUGACUCCCCCGCCUUGCUCGCUGUUCAGCACAAGAAGCAUGUCACCGUGUGGCAACUGCAGCUCAGCGCCCUCGAGCAGAACAAGCUGCUGUGCACUCAGACCUGUGAGAUGAGUGAGCCUUUCCCUUUGCUCUCCCAAGGCUGCGUGUGGCAUCCCAAACUGGACAUCCUGGCCGUGCUGACCAAGAGGGACACCUCUGUGCUGUUUUCGGUCAGGGUGGACAACAGGAGAACCAAAGCAGACAUCAGAGGCAGUGGACUUAUCCAUUGUGCAUGCUGGACUAAGGAUGGUACGCGCCUGGUGGUGGCUAUAGGCAGUGCUCUUCACUCUUACAUCUGGAAUGACAUCCAGAAGAGUUUGGUGGCCUGCUCCUUCUGCCCCAUCUUUGAUGUGGGAGGCUACAUCUGUGCUAUCGAAGCCACGGGGGAGGCGCAGGUAGCCGUGGCUACAGAGCUGCCUCUGGACAAAAUCUGUGGGCUAAACGCAGGCAUAGCCUUCGACAUGCCGUCAGAGGGCGAGUCCCUGCAAGGCCACGGCUCGCACGUGGUCAUGUCAGAUGACGACAGCCCUUUGGACUCACGCAGAAGAUCGUUUGAAUCAGAGAGGUCCUACAUCCCCAGCUCAGGCCCUCUAGACCUCACCCACCUCUUGGCGAGGCACCGUCGCUCCGACCCCAGCCCCCUUAUUCACCUGCGCCGUCGAGACACCAUGACAGGCUCUGGCCAGGACUCCUCUCACCUCAUCCUGGUCACCUACGAGCGUAAAGUCACCACCACCCGCAAAGUCAGCAUCCCGGGGAUUUUGGUUCCAGACAUCGUGGCCUUUGACCCGCGUGGCUCCACAGUUGCAGUGGCUUCCAACACCUGCAACAUGGUGCUUGUGUACUGCAUCACAGCCUCUGCCAUGCCAAACAUUCAGCAGAUCUCUAUGCAGACAAAUGAGAGGCCCAAAGGAGUCUGCUUCCUCAACGACAAGAUGCUACUGCUGAUGGUGGGCAGGCAGAAGUCCACUGACCCUGCCUUCCUUCCAUCGUCUAACACAGAUAAAUAUAUUCUCCGUCUCUUAGCUAAAGACUUGAUGUACGAUGGAGAGACUCCUAUCACACCAUCCCCCUCUGCUCACAACCAUGAGUCCACCUCUAAUUUCUGCGCAGGGAUUAGGAGGCACUCGGAGCACCUAUCUAAGGAUGACAGGGAGCGCACAGGGAUAAAGGACUUGGUGUUGCCUGGCGGGGGAGUAAUUCGUUCACCGGGCAACAGGCGCAGGCUGGUGGAGGAGGUGAGGAGCAGCGAGCCGAGCCCCGUCACCAGCUCCGCGGACAUCUCUGACCGAGCAUCAGACAGAGCCCUGUCUAGUGCCUCCUCCAUCACGGUGGAGAACUUCGACAUGGACCACGUCAACCGCAUGUCCAGCCUGGCGGUGGCCGGCCACGCCAGCAGAGACUCCAGCCGGGCCAGCUCCCCUCGCCUCGAGCCGUCGGACAAGAUUCACACAGAGCCGACGCUGCCUAUGCCUGAAAAGACACCGGGCCCCGCUAAGGACCGCGCGCUGGAGCAGCUCGUUCACAACAUGGAGAGGCUUUUUACACGCUUUGCAGAUGUACAGCAGUGCCUGACUGAAAUCAGAGAUUAUACCCAGAACGGCAAGAAGGCCCUGAGUGUCUACCCCAAUGCCUGUGAACCCCCUUAUGUCAAUGUGACAUGCCAGAAGCAGUUAUCAGAAAACGUGUUCAUCGAUGAGCGGAGGCCGGUGUUGCUGUGUGAUGGGAAGCUGUGUCUGCGUGCCCUCCAAGAACUCUUCAACCUAACUAUUGUGGAGAUGAUGUACGGUCCGUUGUGGAUCGUACUUGUGGCAGAUGCAGACGGCUUCGUGCCUCUCACGUUCAAGCCCAAAGAGGAGCUUACGGUGCGGAACGGGAAGCGGAAAACGACCUUACGGACUCCUGGGAGUCCAGAGAACUCCUGCCCAUCCAGUCCGGCCCCCAGCCAAAACCCAAACACAACCACAGAGGCCUCCAUAUAGUGCCGCUUAGCACACCUCAUUUUAUUUUAUUUAUACUCAUGCAGUUGUACCCUUGUUACUUUGAUAUAUUUGACUUGAUGCCAGUAUGCAAGGCAGAGUGGAUGUGGCAUGAACAUGCAGAUAACCAGAGUUAUUUUUGUACUGAAUAGCAGUAGGGAUUUUAAAAGGGCUGCCUAUUCAAAUGUGAUGUUUACAUGUUGCUGCUUUGAUGUGAAAGCGUACCUGAAAGAAGUUUGAGCACAGAGCCGUGUUUUUUCUUCAAUUCUUUUUGUUGACAAAAUGCAGUUGUCGAGGUCUUGAAACUGAGGUCCUUCAUUCAAGCAAGACACCAAUUGUGGUGCCAAGGCACUCCACCAGCAGCUUUGAGUGUGUUUUAGGGAUGUUGUGAAGACAUGUUUACAAUUGUCCUGACGUCCUGGUACGAGAACCCAUAGAGGCUUAUGCAUAAUGUAAAUGUUUUGUUUUGAGCUUGUUAUUAACAAAGCACUGCAGAAAUACCCGUACUUAUGCAAAUGAGUUGUAUGAACUUCCAAUUUUACCCAUCAAGUUUCUGAAUUAGCACUUUUAUGCUGAAUAGUCUCACUUAAAAGUGUAAGUUAACCUUGUUAUGCAGCCCCCUGAGGACAUCUGAAAUGUUGAUGCGAGCACAGCUAAAGCACUUUUUCUCCGGCAGUUACGUUACCAUGCUCGGUAACACAACUGACCAGUAGAGGGGGCAAGACUCAAUGGAAACUUCCAUGUCUUUGCUGUUCAGUGUCAUUCAGAGCUCCUCAGACGACCAAAUGAGUGUAAAAGUGUGUAUU
Molecule: messenger RNA, 3168 nt
Organism: Chelmon rostratus (copperband butterflyfish)
Lineage: Eukaryota; Metazoa; Chordata; Actinopteri; Chaetodontiformes; Chaetodontidae
Product: WD repeat and coiled coil containing
Exons: 4
Coding region: 131-2365 (744 amino acids)
Molecular function (GO): kinase binding
Source: RefSeq, a predicted model, not a curated record